Molecule: messenger RNA, 3461 nt
Organism: Coturnix japonica (Japanese quail)
Lineage: Eukaryota; Metazoa; Chordata; Aves; Galliformes; Phasianidae
Gene: SCFD2
Product: sec1 family domain containing 2
Biological process (GO): vesicle-mediated transport
Source: RefSeq, a predicted model, not a curated record
CGGUGUUGUGGCUGUGGGUGUCCCCGCCGUCAUGGCGGCUCCCGGUGCGGUGCCGGCGUUGCCGCGCGUGUCCCGCCAGGCCUGGGAGCCCGUGUUGGCCCGAGCGCGCCGUGCCGUCGUUUUCCUGGACGCGGCGGCGGCCGAGGCGCUGCACUGGGCUGCCGGCGGUGCGGGCGAGCUGCUGGCGGCGGGGGCUCUGGCCGUCAGGCCGCUGCUCGCUGACCAUGUUCCGGCGGGGGCCGAGCGCGCCGUGUUCGUGCUGAGCGGGCCGCUGCGGGGCGGGGCGGCCGCCGCCGUGCGCGCCGUGCUGGGAGCGGGCGGAGUGCGGAGCUGCGCGCUGCUGUGCGGGGAGCCGGAGGGCGGCGGGCACGGAGAGACGGAGGAAACGCUGCGCCGCUGGAUGGGCGAGAGCGGCCGGGCCGAGGUGCUGCCGCGGGGGCCGCCGCUCCUCGCCCCGCUGUCGGCCGAGCUCGGCCUCCUGCCCGCCCUGGCCGGCCUCGUCCCGCCCCCCGGCUGCCCUCGGCCCGGCGGCCCCGCGGAACCGGGGCUGGGCGCGCUGCCCGCCGCGCUGCGGGACGCCGUGCGGGGCGUGGUGGCUGAACUCGACGCCCUGUUCGGCGCCAUGGGGCUGCGCGAGGAAUGCUUCGCCGUGGGUCCCUUCAGCAGGGUGCUGGCCGCAGAGCUGGCCGCUUUCACCCCGGCCAGGAACAGGAGGAGGGCGGCUGCCAACAGGGCCUCCGUCGUGUUCGUGGACAGAACGCUGGACCUCGCCGGAGCAGUUGGUCAUCAUGGUGACAGUCUUGCAGAGAAGAUACUUGCUGUGCUUCCCAAGCUUCCUGGCCACAAGACGGAUGUGAUGGUUAAUAUGGUGGAACUUACUGCGCUGCAGACUCCAGACGACGCUUGCAGUAUUAUAGCACCUGGCUGCUUAGCACAACCAAACAGUCCAGCUGCCAAAGCUCUCUGGGAGUCCUUCAUGAACCUCAAACAGAAGGAAGCUGUGAUGGAGGCCAGGAGACACCUGGUGGAGGCCGCAAGCAGAGAAAAUUUACCCAUUAAAAUGAGCAUGGGUAGAGUCACCCCAGAACAGCUCAGCUCCUAUGUACAACUUUUCAAAAAUAAUUUCAAAGCUUUGGAGAAUCAUUGUGGUCUUCUACAGCUUGUCCUGGCUGCAGUUCAGACUUUGAAACACCCUCAGAUUUCCAAAUGGGACAACUUCCUAGCCUUUGAGAGAUUACUUCUGCAGACUAUUGGAGAGUCAGAAAUGCCCAGCGUGUUGAACCAGUUACUGCCAAUGAUCAAGUCUUACAGUGAGAGGACGAAAGAUGAUUAUACCUGUGAGGACUUCUUGAUCUUGUUGGUGUACAUGUAUUCUGUGGUUGGAGAGAUCAAAAAUGGAGAAGAGCUGGACAAAGCUGAGGAAGAAGUGAAGAAGGCUCUAGUCAAGGCAAUUUGUGAUGAACCAGAGCUGUCUCCCUUGUUGCAGAAAAUAACAGGCUGUAACUCGGCACUGAACCUAACAUCCCAGAAAGCCACAGAUGCAGCAGACAAUAUCUUUAAGUUGCUCAGGGAUAUUGCGAGAGCUCGAAUGCAUAUGAAGCAGUUUAAUUCUGUACAUAAUCCGGGCAGCAACACCAACCAGGCUUCUUACAAACCGCUGCUGAAACAGGUGGUGGAAGAGAUCUGCAGUGCUGAUCGACCUGAUUGUGAUGAUAUUGAGCAUAUGUCAUCAGGCCUCACUGAUCUACUAAAAACUGGAUUCAGCAUGUUCAUGAAGGUGAAUCGCCCUCACCCCGGUGACCAUCCUCUUCUGAUCAUCUUUAUGGUUGGUGGUGUGACAGUGUCUGAGGUCAAAAUGGUGAAGGAUCUGGUAGCAACACGCAAACCUAGUACUCAGGUAAUUGUGCUCUCCUCAGCACUCCUGACCCCACAAGGUGCUAUUGAGCAGUUGUUCGCAGCUGAUCAUCCCCAACUUGACCCUGAUAUCUGACAUGGAAGGAUCUGUGGAGAAGAUGGAUGGCGGUCUGGCUGGAAGCAUCAAGUCCCUGGUUUAUCACUGCUCCCAUCAACCCUCAGAAAAGCAGCAUGUCCCCUACUGUGCAGCUGGGUACCUGGCUGCAAGGGAACUGUGUAGCUCACAGGAGGCUCCUAAAGCUGGUCCAUUUGUCCUGUGCCUCCCUCAUCUCAAGGGUCACACAGCGUGGUGCUGAAUCACCCCCUGCACUCGGCACCGCAAGGAUGAUUGCUUGUAAUGACUCCCUAGAAAAGAAGCAGCUGAGGACCAGGUGGGCUGAAUGUGCACUCUCUGAGCAGCACUUUCACCUGCAAGUAAUGCCAAGUGUUUUUUCUGGGGUUGAUUUUGCUGGGAAAUGCUGCUGAGGGGGGAAAAGGGCAGCAAAAUCCAUCUCUGUGCCAUACUACCUUGCAAAAGAUGUGUGCCUUAUAUAGUACUAACAGCCUCUGCUCAUUACACAGAGGGAGACCAUGGGGCAGAACAGCAGGAUGGAGGGCUGAGUUACAUGGUUGUUUCUCUCACAGGUUUCCAUUUCCUGUUCUAGUUUCUCCACCCACAGUCCCAGGAGAAAAGGCUGUUUCUGAUGGCACACUUCCCUGCAGUUUAACACAAGGAGGACAUAUGGGCUGUGAUGGGGUGAUGGUAACCUUGGAAGAAUCCUCCCCUCACAUGCAUUUAAAAUAGAGGGGGAAAAAAAGCAUGUUCCCAUUUUCAAGAGGCCACUGUGACAUGUUCUUUUUUGAGCUAGAUUUCCGAACGGCAUGAUUAGACAGCAGCUUUUAUGUUUCAUUUAUGAUAAUGAAAGAGCUGCUAUCACAUUGUUAUGUAAUUUGUCAUUAUAAAAAAUGGAUAUAAUCUUAGAUAAAACAGCAUUAGCCGAUAGAGAUUGUGAUUGUGCAUAGCACAAAGAGUUCCAAAUUGCACCAUAAAAUGGUGGAGCUGUGAAGCUGCAUCCUCUUGAUUCAUCUGAGAAAGGCUACGGCUCACGCUAAGAAUGAGAAUGUCAAAUGGUGUAUGAAGUUUGCUUGAACACUGCAUUCUUUCUGAAGCCAAAGGAAUAACUUAGAUAGCUCUUUAACCUUUGUUUAGUAGCCUGCUUAAGUUCUCUUAAAUGUUUAUAAUGGUCUCUAGAAAAGGCUGCGUUUUGGUUUAAAUUCACUUUUGAGUGGCUAGAAGGGGACAAAGGACCAGUUAUAAAGUGCGGACAAUGUUGCCUCUAUGAAAGAACAGUUUAUAAGAAUGACUUCAGAAUGGAACUUUGCACUGUAAAAAAAUGAGAAAUAUUAUGAGAUGGCAACGUUAGAAGCUCAAGAAAUAUUUUGAGCAGAGCAGCUUGAGAGCAAACAGCCUUUCUCUGAAUUUCCUUUUCUUUCUGUAUCAUUUAAUCUUAGAAUAUAGAUGUUUUGUAAAUUGUGUAAUCAAUAAAGCAAUGCUUUUACAAUGCUCA